AUGGAUGAUGUAUCAGAUGCAGCCCAGCACUACAUCGAGUGUGAUACAGCAUUAUGUCGAAACUUCUCUGAGUUUUACUGCAAUACUUGUCAUCAGCGAAUCUGUGGUCUCUGUAGGGAGAAUCACUUAAAGCGUAACAAAGGACAUGACAUAGUCCCUUAUCAGGAGAAAAAAAGAAAGUUACCUUCAGAAAAAUGCAAAACCCACCCCACAUUUUAUAUUGAUAUAUAUUGUGAUGAUUGUCAGGUUCCUGUCUGCCCCAAUUGCUUAGCCCAGGAUCACAAUGAUCAUGCAAACUGUAAUCUAGAAAUUAUCUAUAAUAACACUCUAAAAGAAUGUCAAAAGGAAAUAAUUGAUAUCUGGAAAACAGUCAUUCCUAAGGCUACUGAUAACAUAAAGUCAUUCGGAGAGGAAAAGAAAUAUACCAUGAAGGAAAUCGCCAACUUAAGAUUGUCUAUGAAGAAGAGAGCAAAUGAACUGAAGGAGGCAGUUGACGCAAUACUCACUGCUAAUAAUAAAAAGCUGGACGAAAUUGAAAACUUGCUUUUAAAUGAUCUUGAGGAAAACCAAAAGAAGACAGAAGAUUUCAUUGCAUAUUUGAAAAAGAUAAUAACAGAUUAUGAGAAUAAGAUGUCUUCGAUAAGAACCAUGGAACUUUUUAAAUUCUAUUUCGAUAUAUCCUCAGCUACACUGAAGAGGCCUACCCUAAGUAAACUAAAACUGCCAACAUUUAAUCCAGGUACGACAAAUGAAGAGGAAAUUGCCACAGAAUUUGGUGAAAUUGAAACAGAUUCAUAUACCAAGAUAUUGCUAUCCUCUUCCGCAAAAAAAGUAAAUGAGAUAAGGAUCCAUGCAUCAGCAGUUUCACAUUUAUCUUCUCUACUUUUGGAUAGAUUUUGGGCCGGGAGUGACUGGAAGAAGAUUAUUCAGUCUGAUAUGCAAGGAAAUACAACGCAGGAAAUAUCCAAUAGUAUAUGGUGCAUCAGAGGUAACCACACAGUCAAUACAGAGGGAGAGCUACUUUACUCAGACUACAAAAAUAGCAAUGUAUGCAGAGUACGGAGUAACCUGUCCAUCAACAAACUAGUUAGCACAGGGAACUGGGAACCUGGAGCCAUCUUCUCCUCCAAUAUUAAUGGGCACAUUUUAGUUGGUAUGGAAAGAAACAGAUGCAUGAAAGUAACCAGAUACAGCAAAAGAGGAAAGAAGUUACAGGACAUCCAGAGAGACAAUAAAGGAAAAGAUCUUUUCCAAAGUAUAAACUUUAUCUCAGAGAACAUUAAUGGUGACAUCUGUACCUCAGACUACUUAGCGCGAAAGGUGGUGCUGGUAACCGGAUCGGGAGAGUAUCGGUUCUCUUAUUCAGGUCACCAUUCCCAGUUUGGAUUUAUUCCCUAUGGAAUCUGCACAGAUGUUCUGGGACACAUUUUGGUUUGUAACGGCUAUGAAGAUUCUCGUAAUCAUUGCUCCAGUGUCCACCUACUGGACAUGGAUGGUCAGUUCCUCUCUCUUUUACUCACACCAGAUCAAUGUGAUAUGGAUACCUGUGCUCUUUGUAUCGAUAAACAUCAUAAUCUUUUGGUUGGAGGUUUAAACAGUUCUACCAUCUCCGUAUACAAAUAUUUGGAAAAAACAUAA
Molecule: messenger RNA, 1638 nt
Organism: Saccostrea cuccullata (small rock oyster)
Lineage: Eukaryota; Metazoa; Mollusca; Bivalvia; Ostreida; Ostreidae
Exons: 1
Coding region: 1-1638 (545 amino acids)
Molecular function (GO): zinc ion binding
Source: RefSeq, a predicted model, not a curated record